AUGGGCGAGGAUAGGUUGCUUGUGCAUGAGCGAUGCCAGCGUUUGACACUAGAUGAAGACAAUGCUCUCCUUUCGAAAGCUGGAUACCUGGUGACGCAGGAUGAUGGACCACAACAAUUGUGGUGGUCUGCAAACUUCUUGUAUGACAAAUUCAAAGCUGAUGGAGAUGAGAAAAGAACACUUCAUAAGUGGAUGGUAUACUUCAAGCAAAAGGUUUCUGACAGUGACCUUUGUGGUGAUGCGCGAAGGAGAGGGUCUGGUGGCCAUGUUUGGGCUAAGAAUAGCCCCAGUGGAUCUGCGUUGUAUAAAUUGCAAAGAGCCGUUGUGGAGUAUUUGGCCAAUGGUGUCGAGUUGUACGUGCUACAUGAAUAUGUCCCGCGACACAACACAUUGAAGGCAAUACCAUCGAGACGGCUUGCAAAUGCUCCAGAUGCUGCUGGUGUACUUGAUGGACAAGUUCGGCCAAAGCCAUCUGUCAGGGUGCAAAUGACCCCAGAUGCCAUUUAUGCAAUAUUAUCUCGAGCCAGAGAAACCAGUGUCUCCAUGAAAGGUGCCCUUGACCUACUGCAAGAAGAGAACAUGUCUGCUAUGGCAGGCUGCAAGCCAACAGCUGUGGAUCCAUGGGUCCGCAGGGCUCUGUGCAUUUACGAUCAACGAGCUACACUGUCCUUAGUGGGUGUGAACCAUUUCAACCUGGUUGCAGAUGCGUCUACACAUUCUGGAAAGGAGGAAAACAAGCUGUUACGGGUUGCGUCGUACCGUCAGCUGCAAGCGAUGAGUCAACAACUGAAUUUGCUGAGUGGAGGACACAUAGCCAACUUGGAUCACUUCUCACUCCCAGCUGGUGUUGUUCUGAAAGCUGUGCCUCAUGGUUCAGCUCGCUUCACUGAAAGACAUGACAGUGGUCGUGUUCGAGCUGGCUUUGCUGCGGCCAAUGGGGAACGUGAGAUGCUCUUACCUGAAGCAAGGAGUUGGUUUGCCAUUGGCAAGAUGGACAAAUUGAUCAUUGCCAAAUGGGAUGUGAUACACAGAGCUAUCCGUGAUGUCAAACUUGCGUUAUUGCAUGGAGCUGGUGGCGAGUUCUUUCAAGCACAGUUCCAUUCGCAAUAUCUCUUUUCAAUGGCCUACAAGCCAUUUGGGAACUCUGGCUUUUUUGAAGACAAGAAGAGAUUGUUGGAACUUAUGUUAUCCAAAGAGAGCUUUGAUUCUUGUCCACUCUUUGACGAGUGUUGGGAGAAGAUCCGCCAGGAGGUCGGUAUGGAACCUUCAUCCACGAAGAAGGAAGUCUGGGACACACUCCCGCUGCUGCCUGGCUUUAGCACCAAGCAGACCAUGCCCAAGCUUAGCAGAUGGUUUAGUUGGAACGAAUCUGCGCAGGAGAAUGUUCCAGAAUGGUCAAGCUUAAAACUCUGCUUAGCCUACCACUUUGACGAUUUGAACUUGGACCCAGACAAAGCAUAUGCAGAGCGUCAACAGAAGCAGUCCAACAAUGAUGGAACCAAAUCGGCGACCAACAUGAGGAAAGAGUUUGGCAGGCUGAAAGAAAAGGUUUUGGAGUUGAGCCAACUCUUGCUGAAACACCGCCUCUGGUCACUGUCCAAGUCAGCAGCACCUCCGGAUUGCUACGCUGGUUUGCUUUCAGCUGACCGGGAUCUGCAAGAGGCUGCAGCUUCAUUGCUGGCUGCUGAUCACCGCUACUUGCUUCAGCUGGAACAGGUUGCAGCCACCAGCACGUCCACACCAAAGUUGUUGACUGACCUGAAUUUGGUUUUCACAUCGCCAAUUCGAUUGCUCUUUCUGGCGUUUGAAGAAUCUUCCUACAGCUCCCAAAGCCCUGGCGGAAUACAUCUUCUUCGUGGAAUGUUGAAAACAUUGCCAGAUUCCAAGAUUGUCGAGGACAUACAUGGGAAAUUGAAAAGAAACGCAAAAAAAGGAUCCAACAGAAAGCAGUCACUUGGAGCACUGCAAGAGCUGGUUACUUCAUCGUCAGUGUUUGAAACCCGAGAGAUCAACGACAAGGCCUUUGUGACGAAGGAAGUCUUCAUGGAAGCUUUUCCCAGGACCAAGGAUCGCAAGCGGAAGCGGUAUUUGGCUCGCUUGCAUCGGCUACCAAAGGAAUGGUCUGAGAUGAUGGCAAGGAAGACUUGGGCAACCAUCAGUGAAGAGACAUUGCAUCAAGGAACAGCUGCAUUGUGUUUUCUCCGGAGUUACAUGAAGGACAACAGGGGCCGACAGGGAAUCCGCAUAUCGCAUGGAUGUUUCAGCAAGUUUGCCGUGGAGCUGUGCCUCAUGAUCAGAUCUGCUGGUGAUGGAUUCCCGGAAUAUUUGGGCUUUUGUCUCGGCAAUGCUUUUUGGAGCUCAUUGUUUUGGCCAGUUUGUCUGUAUCAAGAUGGCGACUUUGAAGGAUUUUUUUUGGACCCGCAGGGAGAAGCAGAGUGGGUGCAUGUGGUCAGUCCGCAAGCAUGGACUGUUCUGGUUCACGAUGCAGUUUUGUGUGGGAAUCAGAUUCUCAUGGUGGUCAACUCACGUGUGCCAUUGUUGCAUUUCUUUUUGGAAAAGGCAUCUCAUCGGAAAGCUUUGACCAUUUCAGACUUGACAUCGCUGGCUGAAGUUUUAAGCCUGGGCAGGGAUCAAUUUGAUCCCAAGAAAAUGAACCGCGAGACACUUCUCAAGGCCAUUAUCGAUCAUGUUGGCGUCAAUGAUCCAGAUUGGCUUUCCAAAGUCAAGGAUUCUAUGGACAAACCUGUCCCGGAAAAGCAAAUUGGAGAUUGUUUAGACGAACUGCUUAUGGCUGAGUUGCCCCAGGAGGAUCAGCGUGAGUUCAAAGAGAUCAGUGAAGAAAUCGACAACAAAAAAAGAUGUGGCUGGAAUCUGGUUGAACAAAGAUGGAAAAAGGCAACUGCUAAGCGGAAAGCGAGGGCAAAAGCUAAACAGAAAGCCAAGGCAAAACCCAAAGCUGGUGCCAUGGCAAGGCGCUGCAGGAAACGUAAACAACCUGAGGCUGAGGUUGUGCCGCUGGACCCUGUUGUGCCCUUGGAGCCUGUUGCGCCUUUGGAGCCGCUGCCUGAACUCGAUGCUCCUGAUGCUGAGAUGGUUGAGGUUGCACCUCCUGAGGCCCGACUUGAUGCUCCUGCUGAGGCUUUGCAUCCUCAACCUGAUGCUGAGAUGGUUGACGCUGCACCUCCUGAGGCCCGAGUUGUGGAAGCAGAAGCUGAAGCUGAGCCACUUGAACAAGCUGCUGAAGCACCUGCCCCUGUUGAUGGUGAACUGCCUCUUGCUGAUCCAGCUCCUCGUCCUGCUGCUGCAGGUCGGGUCAUCGCUGGAAGGCGAGAUGAGGUCAUUCUGUGGUCUGACAUCUUUUGCGAACACUGUGGUGAUCACUGUGGGCAAAUAAAGCUUGAUCCGCAUCCAGGAAACAGAGAUGAACCCACGUGGGUGAUGAGGGUCCAUGAUGAACAUGGAGUUUGGCCUCAAAAGGGAGGGCUGUUUCGCAGGCGAAUUGCAAGAUUGAUUGGAGAUGGACCAGAAGGAGCCACUAAGUGGGUCAUGCAUAUGCGCAAGUGUUGCGAUGUUGGGAAAUGA
Molecule: messenger RNA, 3582 nt
Organism: Durusdinium trenchii
Lineage: Eukaryota; Dinophyceae; Suessiales; Symbiodiniaceae
Source: the annotation of a GenBank genome assembly